AUGGUUUCUACAAAACACUUGCUACAAGAUUGUAUUCAGGGUUUCAUAAUUGUAAUUCUCGCUCUGGCUGCAUUUUUGGGCUAUGUAUCGCUGAGAGAACAACUUCUUCAAGGAGCACCAGCUUGGUUAGAACGUGAUGCUCGUGCAGAUAUUUUUAAUAUUUUCGGCGUGGCGAAUGGUGGUUUAGGAGCUGCAGUUUUCGGCGAAGGAAACGAAGAACCUGCCGAACCUCAGGUAUUUAACAAUGAUGGGCAACGGGAUGGAACUGUGCAACAAAGUGCCGUAAAUGUUGCUCCUGCUUCAAGCCAAUCUUCCUUUGUAGCCUCUCCUGCUUUUAGUCAGGAACCUCAAGCGGUCAGCAGUACCUCACAGUUAUCAACAUCGAGAUCUGAAGUAACAGGUGCUGCUACUCUUGGAUCAUCAUCAUCAAGUCCACAACAGUUAGCCUGGUAUGCAGAAGAACCAGGGUUGAUUUAG
Heterobilharzia americana is the source of this 477-nucleotide messenger RNA. Lineage: Eukaryota; Metazoa; Platyhelminthes; Trematoda; Strigeidida; Schistosomatidae. The record is from the annotation of a GenBank genome assembly.